AGGCUGGGGGGAGUGGUGGGGAGUCUGCUGAAUGGCCUCUCGCUUCCCUAUUCAUUUCUUCUCCCGCUGCCUCCUGCGCUCCUUGGCCGCUGCCGCCGCCAUCCCUCCGUUGCUCGGUGAAUGAAAGGCUGAGGCUGCGGGAGGCGCUGGGUUAAGAACUGCCCUGCAGACGCUGCCGGACCGCCCGGGAGGGAACGAGCCGGAGCCGGGAGCUGGAGAUGUAUGGUGUCUGUGGCUGUUGUGGUGCCCUUCGCCCCCGAUACAAGAGAUUGGUUGACAACAUCUUCCCUGAGGACCCAGAGGAUGGCCUCGUGAAAACUAACAUGGAGAAGCUGACCUUCUAUGCUCUCUCAGCUCCAGAGAAGCUGGACAGGAUUGGUGCUUACCUCUCUGAAAGACUGAUCCGUGACGUGGGUCGCCAUCGAUAUGGCUAUGUGUGCAUCGCAAUGGAGGCUCUGGACCAGCUGCUUAUGGCCUGCCAUUGUCAGAGCAUCAACCUUUUUGUAGAAAGCUUCCUCAAGAUGGUGGCCAAGCUUUUGGAGUCUGAGAAGCCCAAUCUGCAGAUCCUAGGCACAAAUUCAUUUGUGAAGUUUGCCAACAUAGAAGAGGACACUCCCUCCUAUCAUCGGAGCUAUGAUUUCUUUGUGUCACGAUUCAGUGAAAUGUGUCAUUCCAGCCAUGAUGACUUGGAGAUCAAGACCAAGAUCCGUAUGUCAGGCAUCAAAGGCCUGCAAGGGGUGGUGAGGAAGACAGUCAAUGAUGAGUUGCAGGCCAACAUCUGGGACCCACAGCACAUGGACAAGAUUGUUCCUUCGCUGCUGUUCAACCUGCAGCAUGUAGAGGAAGCUGAGAGCAGGUCUCCUUCACCCUUACAGGCCACAGAGAAGGAAAAGGAGAGCCCAGCAGAGCUGGCCGAGAGAUGCCUCCGAGAGCUGUUGGGCAGGGCUGCCUAUGGCAACAUCAAAAAUGCCAUCAAGCCUGUACUCAUUCACCUAGAUAACCAUUCUCUCUGGGAACCCAAGGUGUUUGCCAUCCGUUGCUUUAAAAUCAUCAUGUAUUCAGUUCAGCCCCAGCACUCCCAUCUUGUGAUCCAGCAGCUCCUGAGUCACUUGGAUGCCAACAGCCGAAGUGCAGCCACUGUCCGUGCGGGCAUUGUGGAGGUCCUGUCUGAGGCAGCUGUCAUUGCUGCUACUGGCUCUGUGGGUCCCACAGUGCUAGAGAUGUUCAAUACUUUGCUGAGGCAGCUACGGCUCAGCAUCGAUUAUGCCCUGACCGGCAGCUAUGAUGGAGCCGUCAGUGUUGGUACCAAGAUCAUCAAGGAGCAUGAGGAGAGAAUGUUUCAGGAAGCUGUUAUCAAGACCACCGGUUCCUUUGCCAGCACACUGCCCACCUAUCAACGCUCUGAAGUAAUGCUUUUCAUCAUGAGCAAAGUCCCACUGCCCUCUCUCCAUCACCCCGUGGAGACUGGAAAGACGGGGGAGAAUAGGAACCGGCUGACCCAGAUCAUGCUGCUGAAAUCCCUCCUACAGGUAUCCACCGGCUUCCAGUGCAGCAACAUGCUGACUGCCCUGCCCAGCUCCUUCCUGGACCGACUUCUUUCUGCUGCUCUUAUGGAGGAUGCUGAGAUCCGCCUCUUUGUCUUGGAGAUCCUCAUCAGCUUCAUAGAUCGUCAUGGCAAUCGCCACAAAUUCUCCACUAUCAGCACACUCAGUGACAUCUCUAUCCUAAAACUGAAGGUGGACAAGUGCUCCAGGCAAGACACUGUAUUCAUGAAGAAGCAUUCUCAGCAGCUCUACAGACACAUCUACAUGAGCUGCAAGGAGGAGACUAAUGUUCAAAAACAUUAUGAGGCUCUCUACAGCAUGCUGGCGCUCAUCAGCAUCGAGCUGGCCAACGAGGAAGUGGUGGUGGACCUCAUUCGCCUGGUGUUGGCUGUCCAGGAAGUGGCCCAUAUCAAUGAAGAAAAUCUGCCUGUGUACAACCGCUGUGCCCUCUAUGCUCUGGGAGCUGCUUACUUGAACCUCAUCAGUCAACUUACAGCUGUCCCUGCUUUCUGCCAGCACAUCCAUGAGGUAAUAGAGACCAGGCAGAAGGAAGCACCAUACUUGCUCCCAGAAGAUGUGUUUGUGGAGAGACCCAGGUUGUCCCAGAAUCUGGAUCAAGUGGUGAUUGAGCUCCUCUUCCGUCAGAGUAAGAUCAGUGAAGUUCUUGGGGGCAGUGGCUACAACUCUGACAGGCUCUGCACACCAUACAUCCCUCAGCUUACAGAUGAAGAUCGCUUAUCCAAGAGGAAGAGCAUUGGUGAAACCAUUUCUCUUCAGGUGGAGGUAGAAUCAAGGAACAGCCCAGAGAAGGAAGAGAGAGUACCCGCUGAGGAGAUUACCUAUGAGACUCUAAAGAAGGCCAUUGUGGAUAGUGUGGCAGUGGAGGAACAAGAGCGUGAGCGGCGGCGGCAAGUGGUUGAGAAGUUCCAGAAGGCACCUUUUGAAGAGAUUGCUGCACAUUGUGGGGCCCGGGCAUCACUUCUACAGAGCAAACUCAACCAGAUCUUUGAAAUCACCAUCCGACCUCCCCCAAGCCCAUCUGGUACCAUCACAGCAGCCUAUGGCCAACCACAGAAUCAUUCCAUCCCCGUCUAUGAGAUGAAGUUCCCUGAUCUGUGCGUAUACUGAGUGCCAAGAGUCCGAGGCCCUGUGGAGGAUGGGUUUGAGGACAGUGAUCCCCACCUCCAUCCCCUACAGCAUGGAAUCCUAACUGAGAUCUCAGGGGAGAAAUACAACUUCCAAAUGGUGACCACCUUCCUGAGAGAACAAGUUCCCUCAACCCUUCUCUUCUUCUGCUCCACCAUCCCAGCUUUGCCACUCUCUUUCAGGCCCUCUAUGCCAGUGGGAGUCUACCUUGCCCACUCUGCCUUGCCUUGUAUGUCACCUGGGGCCCUUUAUGAGGAGAGAUUUGGGGGCUCUUUCCCAAUAAGAGUCAGAGAGCCUUGGUGAGCCUUUG
This is a messenger RNA of Antechinus flavipes (yellow-footed antechinus), 3000 nucleotides long. It is a transcript of the gene EFR3B, whose product is annotated as EFR3 homolog B. The transcript has 23 exons. The record is from RefSeq and is a predicted model, not a curated record. Bases 219 to 2672 code for a protein of 817 amino acids. Gene Ontology annotation, cellular component: plasma membrane. Lineage: Eukaryota; Metazoa; Chordata; Mammalia; Dasyuromorphia; Dasyuridae. Gene Ontology annotation, biological process: protein localization to plasma membrane.